AUGGCAGUUUUCUGUCGCAAUCGAAGGUCAGACUCUUUCUUGCUUCUGAUUGGGCCGGAUGCUUUUGAGCCCGCCCUCCUCCCGCUCCACGUGGCCUAUCGCUGCUCUGAGCGCUCCUCCCGCCUGCCACUCAACCCAGCCUCAGCCAAUCAGGUGCUUUUGUCCUUUUCACAUACGCUCGCCGGGCAGCUAGCGCUACUUUCCAACAUGUCGGCUACCCCUGUGUUCCCCAUGUGUGUGCGAGCGAGCCGGGCCCUCCUGCGGCUCCGGAGCGGGGCGGUGGGUGCCUCCUCCCCGGCUGCGGUGGAUAUGAUCCGGACACUCUCCACGGAUAAGCCGCCGGCCGGAGCGGGCGGUGCGACGGGCGGACUGGCUCAGGCUAUCCUCCAGGAGCGGCUCCAGCAGCAGCAGCAGAGUCAGGGGCAGCCUCCUCCUGAGGGAGGCGAGGGCGAGAAGGAGGGAGGACAAGAGGACAAGAAGCAGAAGGAGAACACGGCCUACGCCAAGAAGAUGGUGCUGCGGCUGGCGGGACUCAUGGGACUCGGCGGAGCGGUCGGCAUGGUCUACGUGUUCGGCACCAAUUCAGUGGACGAGCAAGGAAACGUGGUCGGAGAUCCUCUUCCUGUUGUACAGGACGCCCUGAAGGACACACUUCACAGGCGGCCGUGGCGUGUGUCUGCUGUCUGA
Molecule: messenger RNA, 687 nt
Organism: Plectropomus leopardus (leopard coralgrouper)
Lineage: Eukaryota; Metazoa; Chordata; Actinopteri; Perciformes; Serranidae
Source: RefSeq, a predicted model, not a curated record